UCCAUUGUCCUAAAAUUGAAGUCUCCCUCUUGCCAGUUUCUUUUGUUUCUAGGGCUUCCUUCCAUGGAUUUACAAUUGUUCCUUCUGCCUUUUUUCUUUCUGUCUCUUGUCAAUGCUCAGCUGCGCUUCAACUUCUACAACUCGACAUGUCCAAAUGCCGAAUCCAUUAUAAAAUCUGCGGUCACAAACCGCUCUAACACCGAUCCAUCUAUCACUGCGGCCCUCCUCCGCAUGCAUUUCCACGACUGUUUUGUUAGAGGCUGCGACGCCUCGAUCCUCAUUGACUCAACCACCAAACACAAAUCUGAGAAGGAUGCAGGCGCAAACCAAUCGGUGCGAGGCUUUGAGCUCAUCGACGAGGUCAAGACUGCCCUUGAGAAGGAAUGCUCAAACAUUGUCUCCUGUGCUGACAUCGUCACCAUCGCCACCCGUGAUGCCAUCGCCCUCUCAGGUGGGCCCGCCUAUGCGGUUCCCACAGGACGAAGGGAUGGCCGGACGUCAAACCCUAAUGAAGUCAACCUUCCAGGUCCCACCCUCUCAGUGCUUCAAGCCUUCUCUUUCUUCCAAGCCAAAGGCUUCACUCUCAAAGAGAUGGUCACUCUUUUAGGUGCACACACAGUUGGGGUGGCUCACUGUUUGUUUUUUCGAGAUAGGCUCUUUAAUUUUCGGGGAACUCAAAAACCAGACCCAUCAAUGGACCCAGACUUAGUCUCUAAGCUCCAAAGGCAAUGUGGCAGAAACAACUUGCCAAUUGCUACAGACCCAACUGCUUUUCUUGAUCAAAACACAAAUUCUACAGUGGAUAAUGAGUUCUAUAACCAGGUUUUGAAGGGAAAGGGAAUUUUGCUUAUAGACCAUAACCUUGGGGCUGACAACUCUACAGUGGGGUUUGUGAAGCAAUUUGGGGGAGAUGCAAAUGGGUUUUUGCAGGACUUUAAAGCUGUAAUGGUGAAGAUGGGCAGUUUGAAUGUUUUGGUGGGGAAUGCAGGGGAGAUAAGGAAGAACUGUAGGGUUUUCAAUGCAACCCCUAAACCUAGUAAGGGGAAGUAAGGGAUUGGAAAUCCAGAGAAAGAAAGCGAGGUGCAUUUUGUUUGGCACAAGUACUUUGUUAGGGUGCGUGUUUUGCAGUGAGUUUGUUUGAUUUAGGAUUGUGGGAGUAAGGCCUGCAACUGCAUUUAUUAAUAAUGUAUUUAUCUCAACUAAGUGUUCGGGAUUAUUGUAUUAAUUCACAUUUACCUUAA
This is a messenger RNA of Amborella trichopoda, 1241 nucleotides long. Its product is annotated as peroxidase 44. Gene Ontology annotation, molecular function: heme binding; peroxidase activity. The record is from RefSeq and is a predicted model, not a curated record. Lineage: Eukaryota; Viridiplantae; Streptophyta; Magnoliopsida; Amborellales; Amborellaceae. Gene Ontology annotation, biological process: response to oxidative stress; hydrogen peroxide catabolic process.